UAAGCUAGCCAAGACCAACAACACAAGCAAACGGACUAUAACGGACUAUACAGCUUCAAGUAGUAGCAUUAAGACUGACUGAAGGCUUCACGUUUUCCGUUGGGAUCACACUUGCUGUGUGCUUUUUUCUGAUGUUUGGAAACUCCAUGCUGCUGACAUCAUUCUACGCCUCCUCGCUGGUCUCCAUUUGGGGAAUAAUUGCCCUGCGGGACAAAUUUGCAGGAGCCUUCAAACCUGGCCUCAUCACAUGGGUCAUGCAGGGCCUGGUAUGGGUUGUCUCCACGGUCAUUCUCAAGUUCAUGCUGUCAGCCAUCUUUGGAGCCUCUGAUGAUGCUCACAUCAGUAGCUUAAUAAAGCCCAAGUUUACCAGCUACAAGGACUUUGACACCAUGAUGUAUACCUGUGCUGCUGAGUUUGACUUCAUGGAAAUUGAAACCCCACUGCGCUACAUCAAGACACUGCUGCUUCCCAUCAACAUGCUGGUGGUUGCUGUCAUAGCAGGACGGACCAUCCAGGAUGUUGUGAGGUUCCUGAGGGAAGGAGAGAAGUAUUCUGUCAAACCUGAAGACGAUGACGACGAUGAACACCCAGAAAUGUUGGCAAAAGGAGAGCUGGUGUACCAUAGCCUACAGUUGAUAGCGUUUGCAGUGCUGGCGAUGCUCAUCAUGCGUCUCAAGCUCUUCCUCACGCCCCACAUGUGCAUCAUGGCCUCCUUGAUCUGCUCCAAACAGUUGUUUGGCUGGAUAGGGGAGAAGUUCAAGCUCCACGUGAUGGUGUUUGGCAUCUUGUCCAUCAUGGCCAUGCAGGGUGCGGCCAACCUGCAGGCCCAGUGGGGCAUCAUGGGAGAAUUCAGCAACCUACCCCAGGAGCAGCUGCUGGACUGGAUCAGAGACAACACACGGCCCAACGCUGUGUUUGCUGGAGCCAUGCCCACCAUGGCCAGUGUGAAGCUGUCAGCCGGCCGGCCCAUCGUCAACCACCCACAUUACGAGGACGCUGGACUGAGGGAGAGGACCAAGCUGGUGUACGCCAUGUAUAGCCGCAAGUCUGCCGAGGUGGUGAAGAGGAACCUGAUGCAGAUGGAGGUGGACUACUUUGUCCUGGAGGACUCGUGGUGCACCCGGCGCUCCAGGCCUGGCUGCAGUAUGCCUGAGAUCUGGGAUGUGGAGGACCCUCAGAACGCUGGGAAAGUCCCCCUCUGUACGCUCAUGUCCAGGGACUCCAGGCCCCACUUUGCCACAGUCUUUCACAACAACGUUUACAAAGUUCUAAAAGUUCCCAAAGCAGCUAAAGAGCUCAGAUAACAGCAGCGUCGGCCUGUUUUUGGUGCUACCUUCUAGUGUUUCCAUCAGCGUGGUGCGUGUUUUUAUAUAGUUCCUUUUCCUGUUGGUCUGUCUCCUUUGGAGGUACCACUGCCACAGCUGCGUUUUACGUCUCCCUUUUUUGAGGCUCUGUUAGAGCAGUGGACUGAUGUGAUGGGCUAAAUAAGAGUCCCCACUUGUGUUGUGUAAGCAUUUCAUUUAAUUUUAUGCGAGCUUAUACUGAAAGUUGUUCUUAAAGAAAGAAAUUCAUUUUAUUUUUGUGUAUUAGUACAUUUUGGAUGUCAGGCAUAUUUACUUUUUGUACUUUUAUGCCCUUUUUUGCAUAUUAAGAAUUGUCAUUAUUUAGUGUCAUUUUUUUGAUUCACUGAUGUGUGUAAUAAUUUUGUUAUUUGCCAAAGCAAAGUGUAGUUAGUAUAACUACUAGUGUUACAGCUGCAAGUGUCAGCUUAAUGUAGCACACCUGAAAUGUCCUUUUUAAGAGAAGUGGAAUAUGAUCAUCUGCAAACAGAUUUUUCCCAACAACCCAUUGCAACUUGUAGCAGUGCAUUAUUUUAAGCAUUAGCGUAAUGACCUACCACCAUAUAUCAGUGGUUUAGGACCCUGUAUUGACAUACAGAAAACACUUUUAGGCAUCUUUUUGGAGUUGUUAAAGUCAUACCAAUUUAGCGUUAUUGCUUUGGACUCCACCACAGGAAGUUACGUCAUUAAUUUGUAGCCUUUUUUUGCACCUCAGUGGCCUUUGCACAUGUCACAACAUAAUUGAAUUCAACAAUGUUAUGACAAAAAAAAACAAUUUUUUUUUAAUGAUUUGAAUUGUAACCCGCUUGCGGUUACUUCCCCAUUUUAUUGUGGGGACAUAGCUGUGAAAGACUACGCCACUCUGGUCUCCACUUUACACUUGAUAGCACUGGUGUGCUCUAACCACUUCCCCCUUUUGUUCAUGCAGCUCUGAGUUGUGACUGUGAAAGUCCCUUUGCCACUCUGAUGAGGUCAAGGGUCAAACAGGAGAGUCGUUCUCAUUAUCCCUGUGACUCAUUCGGCCUUUACCAGUGUGGCUUUGAAGUUACUUAAAACAACCCCAGUGUAAUCAUUCCAGUGUAAAAGCUACAGUAUUGUUGGGUACAAAUCAUCUCACCAAUACAGGUGAGGCAUUUUAGCAAUAAGCAUACUGUUAGUUACUCAGACUUCAAGGUUUAUACAUAUUAUACAACAUUCAUCAAUUGUAAUAGUUUCAAGCAGCAGUUUCAAUUAAAUGCAAGAAGUUUA
Molecule: messenger RNA, 2588 nt
Organism: Salvelinus fontinalis (brook trout)
Lineage: Eukaryota; Metazoa; Chordata; Actinopteri; Salmoniformes; Salmonidae
Product: probable C-mannosyltransferase DPY19L1
Exons: 13
Coding region: 132-1304 (390 amino acids)
Cellular component (GO): nuclear inner membrane
Molecular function (GO): mannosyltransferase activity
Source: RefSeq, a predicted model, not a curated record